Caretta caretta (loggerhead turtle) is the source of this 4233-nucleotide messenger RNA. It is a transcript of the gene ANKRD9, whose product is annotated as ankyrin repeat domain 9. The record is from RefSeq and is a predicted model, not a curated record. Lineage: Eukaryota; Metazoa; Chordata; Testudines; Cheloniidae.
GGUUUGGCUGCCGCAGCUGCCGCCCCUCCCGCCUUAGAGCCAGGCAGACCCGGCGGGGACCCGGCGCGGCCCGAGCCAAGCGGGAGGCAGCGCGAGCCCCACGGGGAGCUGGCCCGGGAGCGGGCGCCGUGGCCGAGGGCUCCCGCGAAGCGCCCCCCCAGCUCAUUCAGUGAAGCCGCAGCAGCGCCUGGAAGCCGGGGCUCGGCAGCGGCCCGGCCAAGCCGCAGAGCGGGCGCAGAGAGAAGCCUCCCCGCCCCCGGGUGGGCGCCGCUGCCCUGCGAGCAGCCAGAGUGUUUCUGUAGGUCUUGGACCUAAUGAGGCAUUUUGACAACAAAGUGGGGAAAAGCCCCUCCUGAAGCCCAAGCUCAGCGAUGCCCUGGAACGUCAAAUGGCUGAACAGUUACAGCAGCCACAAUUCCCAGUCCCAAAAGCAAUGUAAGAAAUCCUCCUUCGCCUUUUACCAGGCAGUGAGGGACUUGGUGCCUGUGUGGCUUCUGGAGGACAUAAGGACAAUGGAGGCCUUUCACUGGGAAGAAGGAGGAAAGGUGAGCACCUAUUCUCCCUCUGAGGCUCUUCUCUAUGCCCUGGUGCACAACCACCAACCUUACGCUCAGUACCUACUGAGUAAAUUUCCUCAGAGCGCCCUGGCCAUACCCAGCCAAAACUUCAGCUGCUGCCAGUCAUCAGCUCCUCACCUGGCCAUGGCAGUUCGCUACAACCGCACCCACAUCCUCUUCAGAAUACUGAAAGCCAUCAGAGGCUUUCCAGAGAAAGAGAGAGCCAGCUACUUGGACCGCAGGGGAUGCAGUCGCGUGGAAGGCAGCAAAACUGUCUUGCACGUGGCCUGUGAACUGUUGAGACCUGAAUGUUUGCUUUUAUUGCUGGGUCAUGGGGCAUCGCCCUGCUUACGUGAUUGCACUGGGAAUACCCCCUUGGACAUCUUGCUCCAGCAGAUUUCUCAGACCCCUGCGGUUAACAUGCGCACCAAGUUCCUCUUGCUGGACUCCCUUUUCCUCUUCAUGCCUCAGGAACUCCAAUUUUCAAUGAAACAGCAACUGCUGGACAAUCCUCAACACUGGGAGGACCUUUUGGGAGAGAACAGAUUCCAGUGGCUGGCAGGUUUAGCUCCUACAUCUCUGUUCAUCACAGCUAUGCGUGUCUUAAUCAGGAGCAUUUCACCUGAACAAUUCCCAGAGGCACUGGAAAAUCUGCCUUUGCCACAGUUUCUGAAGCCUUUAGACUUGAAAUUGAAGAGCUAGGGGAUGUGCCCAAGAACCUCCAGCUUGUGUGGUUUCAGUAUAAAGAGCUGUUAAUGCAGAAGUGGGGCAAUUCUCUUGUUUUAAUUAGUACAUGUUUUUAAAAGGAUUGUAUCUGGCACUUUACAUAUCUUUUUAUUUAAAGAUCAUUGUGGUGAGUAAUUUUCACACCACUUUUUAUAAAAGUAUUCUAUGGUAUGUGUAACUUAGGAUUCAUGGGUAUAUAUAUCUGUAAAUAGGUAUAAAUAGACCAGUGGCAGAUAUGACUGAAAUAGAAAUCUAGCAAUUUUAAGCUCUGAAGUGACACAUCCAUGUGAGAGUGGUAGAGAUAGGCCCUUUGGUUUUGUCCUAUCUUUCAUUUAACCAUGGCACAAUUCUGGAACAAAAUAAUUUAUUUUUACAAGUAUCAUAGUUGUCAUGGAAGAAUAUAGACACAUUAAGGAACAGGUGAAAAAUUCUUGAUCUUAUACAAAAACCAAGGUAUUUUUAAAAUAAUCUAAUUAAAUUAGGAUGGCAGGAAUAUACAUCUGAACAAAAAUGGCCAUUUGUAUGAAAACUGGAUUAUUUUCCCAUAAUGUUCUGUGUUCCCUUUGUCCUUCAGUGAAAUCCGAGGGGCCUAGUUGUCAUUUCUUCUUUUUACUGUGGAGGGAAUGGAAGGAGCAGAAAACAUGCUCUCUUUGGCCAAGUUUCGGUUAGAGGGAGGAAGGGGGUAAUACAUCAUGGUUCCAUCCUCUGUCAGUCCUGCAGAAGCCCCUUCACAUGAACACUCUGUUUGAAGUGCUAUCAUCUUUGGGGAGUGACUAGGAAAAGAAGGAGCAGAGCUGGGCAGAGCCAUUCUCCUUACUAUUGUCCUCCUGCAAACCCACAGGGACUUUUUUGUGCAAACUGAUGUCUGUAUUCUGUCAUGUGGAUUCUUUGUUGUCAUUCCCCAUCCCUACCCCAAACAUGUUGACAUAGGUUGUUGAAAAGCCUAUGGCAUCCUUAGUCCCUGUGAGUAUUUAGGGGGUAGCUUGGAUGCACUGGACCUCCACCUGAAUAUCUUGACCCUGAGUGGAUGACCAGAGAUCCAUGAAAUAUUCCCAGAGAUUCUCCAGACAUCUCUGCACUGGGAGGGCUAUGCCCUCGUCUGCUCUGCAAGGAGCAAACCUUGCCUUCCCCCACCAGUCAUUGUAAUCUUCAUGGCUUCCACAGAGUUUUCCACCUACCUUUAGCCCUACAGGACAUUAGCUGAGCUGUCGGGUUGUUUUGCACUAAGACUCUUGCCAUGGAGUCAGUUAUUGCAUUAGAGAUUUCAGCCUCCUAGCUCCCUACAGGGUGAGCACGGAGCAGAAGUGAAAAGCCUGAGUUUGAAACAUAAAUCCCUUUGAUCACGAACAAGUUUGGUGGGAAAAACUAUGAAAAACACAGAGCAAGCAACUGUAAAUUGUUCACAGUUCAGCUGAAUAGAUUCUAGAGAGUUUAUCCAGUGUGGAACUCUCCUCUUUUUAAAAACAUACAGUUCUACUGGAUAUAUGAUAAAAUAGGAAAUAUUAGAGGGUUGGUACGCUUCAGAAAUUUGAGAUACAAGAGAGGGAAAAAAUAGCUUGUUUUAUGCUGAGGUAAUGCCUUCCAGAAAAAAAACCAAGAGGGUGAUUGCUCAAGCUAAUUAACACAGGAAAUGCAGAUCCCUUGCUGGAAGGGGGGGGUCUUGAAAUAACCAAAAUAUGCAAUCUUUGAUCCUUGAGACCCGCCCCUUCCCCCAUUGCCUCAGGGAUAACAAAAUACAGCCCUGUAGUAGAAUUCACUGAACUGCUCAAAACCAAGAAUGCCUCUCACAGCAGUAUAAAAACCUAUAUUACUGGAUUCUUCAUGCAACUAUAUCUUUCCCAUUAUUCCAGGAGCACUACUGUAUAAGUUUAUUGCAUAAAUAAACUAGAAGAUAAAGCAAUCAGUUUUAACUGUGCUGACACCAAUCCUUUGCUGCCCACUCCAUGCACACACAAAAAACUAGCCUUCAUAACCAUGUAUCAUAGGGAUAAUAUACCAUGGGCUGGGGAAAUAUAGGGUUUUGAAAGGAUGCUUGGAAGUAAAGAACUAAUUAUUUUAGCACGUUUUCUAUUCCACCCAAAGGUGUUUACUGAUGUGAGACAGCAGAAUUUGAGUGGUUUGUGCUCUCAGCAGAGCCUGUACAUGCAGGCAACAGCCUCAUUCUGCAGGGUUAUUGUAUUAAAAAAACUAGACUAUUUUAUUCUCUUUCCUCUCACAUCUGCUUUUCCUGCUCCCCCAGCCCUCUCAAAUGGUGCAGUUGCCACUUUCCACAGCAAUUACUCACUGCAAUGCUAGCAUAAAACUUUUACUCACCUCCCUCAGCAAGAAGAGAGGGUGUAUUAUGCAGAACAUUACACAUUCCUAUUGCUCCUUCCCUAGUGAAAACAAAAGAAAAGGUUAACAUGAAUAUAUUGUAUCAUGAUCAUUUCCCAGACUCCUGUAACCGUGCCUUAGUGGGUCACAACUGAGAAUACCAAAUUCAGGACAAACUGCUGAGAAAUAGGGCAGACACACCCCAAAACUGGUGGUUAUUCUCCCAUAAGAUAUACCAAACCAGCAACAAAAGUAAACGUUCACCACUCUGGCUAACAAGGAGUCAGACAAAUAGUGGAUUGGAUCUGUUCUUGCAGCAUAAUUCCUGCAUGUCCUAUGUGAUCUUGCCAUGAAGCUCUGGCAAAUGUUUGGAACCCAAUUAACGUCAAGUCAAUGUAGAUAUUAAUGUUCUCCAUAGUGUAGGUACCUUGGCAUUUAGCCAUGAAAACAAUAUGGUGGUGUACCUCGGUUUCCCCUCUCAUACAGCAUAUUAGGUGUGUAAUGUUUUUUUUCCUGUGUACAGUUUCAAGACUGGUUACAGGCAGUAACUGUGAAACAUCAGUAUUACAAGGUCUUUUAACAUAAAGUGUGUUGUCAUGUAAUGAAACAGUAUAACCAUAAAGGCUUCUAGCACAUA